AUGCAACCAACACACCAUGACAAUCCAAAACAACGACUGUCUUACAGUUUAAAACGACAUUAUUGCCUCACAACUUCUAAAAAACAACACAACAAUAUGCAAUCCAAAUCCACAUCCAAAUUACCAAGCAAGAGGUUAUCUUUGCAAACAACCAAUUCCACAUCUCGCCUCAACAAUGAACAUAAUAGACGCUCUCUCAAUUCAUCCACAACUAAUUGUGAUACAUGUUCCACUACAUCUAGUAGCACCUCCUCAACCAAUACUGAUUCAUUCUACUCAACUACAGAAGCAAGUAUGCUGAGUGUGAGUAUGGAAUUGUUGGACACAAUGAUUGUUUAUCCAGGUGGUAAACACUCAGUAUUACAACUCAGUGAAAAGCAUCGUGUAUUGUUAGUAUUUAUCAAAUGGUUUGGUUGUCCAAUUUGUCAGAAUGUCAUUGAUGACUUACAGAGAUAUCUGUCAAGCUUUUUAUUGUUAAAUAUUGUUCCAGUAGUUUGUCAUCAAGAAGAUAUUUCCAAGUUUUCAGAAUACCUUUCGAAUACUCAAUUAUUGCAUUGUAGGAUAACCAAGGAAAUGAAGAAGGAAUUCUCUGUCAAGAAAGCUUCCCUCCUAAAACAUGCCAAAGUAAUGCCAAGCAUGAUCAAGUUAAUGGUACAGAAAAAGAAGAAAUUCUUCUUGCCUUCAGCUCAUGAAAUCAAAGGUAUGGACAUGCUUUCAUCAUUUGGCAUGUAUAUUGUACAUAAGGGACAAGUAACAAGCAGCUAUUCAUCUGAUAUUUUGAAUGCAAGACCAGAUUAUGGUGUUUUCUUGUUCCACUUGAAAGAAGAUCAUUUAUAUUCAGAUAGUUCAUCUCCAGAAGACUUUCUUCCAAGACUUUUAAAGCUAUUCCCAAACAUGAAGAUGGUAUUUGAGGAAUUGAGAGAGAAGAGAAAACAACAACCUGAAUUAUCAUCCCUUCCACUCACACCUAGAGGAUCUAAUUUCAGUACUAGUUUUAAAAACAAUGAAGAGGAUGAAUUCUCAUUGAAAAAUGUCUUGGAAAAUGCAACCAUGAGAACAUUCUUCAAGGCCUUCCUAUCCAAUCAAUAUUGUUUGGAGCCAGUUAUCUUUUAUGAGCAAGUUAAAAUGUUCAGAAUGUUGUGUCAGAGAAGAUCACCUGCCAGCCCAUCAUUCGAAUAUCAAAUGGAGAAUAUUCUUGCACACAAUUCACCUAGCUCAGCAUUGGAUUUGAAAAUUCAAGAAUGCAAACAAAAGGCCGAAUACAUAAUUGAUAACUUUUUGAAAGAUACCUCCAUGUUUCAAAUCAAAACAAGUGGAAAGUUAUUAAGGAAAUUAUUCUCAGCCAUUGAAGAGAAAUGCUCUGAUGAAACACUUUUUGAUGAUAUUUUACAAGAUAUCAUAUCGAGCAUUUAUUUGAAAUCGGGUGCUUCUUCUAACAAUGUUUCUAGUGUUUCGAAUAGUGAGAAUAGUUCAGUUGUUAAUAAUACACAACAAGUAAUGGAAUUUAUUGAACCCUAUGUGGAUAAACCAAUGUAUGCUCAUUGUUUAUUUAGAAAUAAGAAGGAUGAACGUGUCAAGAGAGGUGCCAUUCAAAAGUCAAUUAUUUUAUUUUCAUCAAAACCAUUAUUUACUGUUUAUGAGAAUUUAUUGAGAUUGGCAUUGAAUAGAAUUUUGGAUUUGGAUAAUAUUCACUUACAGGUUAAUGCUACAGCUACUAAGAAACAACCAGGUGAAGAAUUAAACGAAACGGAUUUAAAUCUUUUGAAUCAAGUUCAUGAUCAGAUUAAUGAUACUUUGAAAGAGUUUUAUAACGAGUGCAGAAAUUGUAACAUGUUACAAUUGAAAUUAUUCCCAAAUACUGAUACUAUUACUUUGAAUAUUCCACGUCAGAUUGAUCCAUUCACACCAAUUGCAUUUACACAUGGAACUUCUCUUGUACAAUUAGUUCAAUAUUUUGGAUUGGAAACAAUGCUUGUUUGUUGGAAUGCUCUAUUGUUGGAUAAGAGAAUUAUGGUAAUUGGUUCACCUGCCAAGUUGGUUUCACAGAUCUGUCUCACUCUUCCUCUCUUGAUUUAUCCAUUCCAAUAUAAUGUCAAUCGUGUACAUCCAUAUGUGCCACUCUCAGAGAUGGAUGAUGUGUUAUCUGCAACUUCUAAAAUUCCAGAAUAUAUCAUUGGUACGACGAAUGCUCUCUUUGAAACUCAAGGAAAAAAUCAGAGAACUCAAUGGUGGGAUGUUUGUUUGAGUGUCAAUUCUAGAAAAGUUCAACUUGCUGAAAAGAUGCCACCUCAUUUCGGUGGUUCUGAUUUGGCAUUCCUCAAUACCAAUGAUAGCGAAGAUGUUCAAAUUGAAAAGCUCAAUGCCUAUCAGAAAGUAUUCAUGUUAAAUGUCAUUAGUGGAGUGAGAGAUGGAAAGAGUGAACAAUGGGUUCGUGAUCAGUUCAAAACUCACAAUCUCAAGUUUAUUACCGAAUUAUUGACAAAGGGAAAGCUUACUGAUAUAGUUGAGAAUGUUCCGUCUGAUGUAGGUGUCGAUCCACAAAAACAACAAGUGGCUUUGAAGAAUAUUUCAGGAGGUCAAUUGAAAAAGAUUCAAAGACAGUUCAUUGCUGAAUCCUCCAAGUUUAGAACCUAUGCUUUCAAACAAUAUUCAACAUUUAGAAGUUCACACUGUAGUGGAGAUAAGAGUGAUGACAAACAAUCGGAAUCUGUUCUCCAAUUAUUGCAAUAUUUACAGGACGAUAGGAUUAUCAAGAAGCAAAAGCUUAAAUACUUGUUUGAUUUGGAUAAGAUGUUGUGUAAUGUUGAUCAAAUUGACUUGUUAUUGUCAGUUAGUGAUAAUUCAAGUAUUUUUACAACUAUUAAGAAUAACAAGUGGUUAAUUGAUGAUAAUAAUCAGUGGAGAAAGUACAGUGCCAGUAUUUUAUCCCAAUUGGCAAUUAGUGUUAAAGGUCAAAUUCAAUUAUUGUCUCUUCUUCCAUCUAUCAAACUCUUGACCGAAGAUUCAAUGCCAAAUGUCAAGAGAAUUGGUUAUUACUGUAUUAUGAAGGUUAGCAACUUGUACAUUGGUACAUAUGCCAUCUUGAGAAACCACCACGACAUUAUUGAAAAGAUUCUUGAUAACAUUUUGAAUGAGAGUGUGACAGAUGCCAAUUUUUAUGAAAUUAGAAUGUACAGCAUUCAAACCUUGUUACAAAUUUGUCACUAUUUUGAUUAUUUCAAACAGAGUAUUAAUGUUAUCAUGACAGAUAAGGUCAAUAAUAAUAUGAUUGAAGAUGACGAUGCCUACGCCAAGAUUGUCAGUGUUUCCGUUGAUAAUUCAAUGAUUUCUUCAAUUGUUGAAAAAUUGGAAGGAUUUAAAACUAAAAUUGCUGGCAGUUUCUCCUACAGUAGUAUUUCCAAUAACAGUGUAGCAAAAAGAAGUUUGAACGAUUACAAAUUCAUUGACAAGUUACUGAUUCUCUACGAUUACUAUGAACUCUAUAAUAAUUACCACAUUCUCACUGAGAGUGCUCUCAAGUACAAUAUGAAUGUCUUUUAUUAUUUGAGAAAUUUUGACAAUUCUCAGGCAAAUUCAUCCUUCACUGAAAUGUAUCAUCACAUCUCAUCUAUCAUUAUGAAUAUUAAGAAUGAUUUGAAGAAGAGUAGUUCAGUUCAACAAUCAGAGGGCGAAGAUUCCAGUGAUCCUCAAACACACAUCAAUGAAUUCCAUCAUCACCACAUGAGUGUUUACUUGUUAGCUCUCUUACAAAGCACCAAUUUGAUCAAUAUCAUUUUCAAUGAAUUUAUUUUGAACGUGAAUCAUAUCAAAACUUACAAGAAUUACAAAAUGCUCUACAUGGUCAUGCAAUUAUUGUACUAUGUCAUUGAUACCAAUGUUGGAAUGUACUAUUUAUUAAUUUCCAAUUAUAUUGAAUAUUGCUUGACAUUUAUCAAGUACUUUUCCAUUUUGAAGAACAAUGAUCCAGAGGAAAGCAGUGAGGGCAAUUUGAAUUUCAGACUUUUCAAAUGUUAUUCCUUUAUCAUGUUCCUCAAAAGACUUUGCAAGUAUAAGAAGGCAGCGUGUAGACUCAUUGAAUCUAAUGCUCUUCAUAUUUUAGGUCAAUUCAUCAUUACUCAUUAUUACAAUCCAUUAUUAUCCAAUUUGACCUAUGCAGCCAUUGAUGUAUUCCAAGAUCUUUCUGUAUUUUACUUUACACACUAUUCCAAUCCAUUGGAUUCUCAAUGUGUAACCCAAUAUUUCAUUGAAGAGGAUUCCACCAAUAGCAGUGGCAACCAAGACGAGGAAGAAUUCUUUAAAAAUCCACUCUAUGAGAGAAAUUCCACAUUGUACUUUAAGAAGAGAAUUAAGGAUCGUCUGGAAAUUCUGCCAGAACUCAGAAAGAAACAUUUAUUCAAUUCUCUCUACAAAAUUGCCUCAGCAACCUCAAAAACUGAAGAUUUUGAAAAGAAUUUCCAACACGAAGCCAUGUUAGAAAGCUCAAACUUCAAAUACCAUUAUCAUUUACAAAAACCAAGUGAGAAAUCUCCGAGAGUUCUUUCAAGACUUUCCAAAUUUAAACAAAAAUUUACAGUGCAAACUAGUGAAAAUGAUGGAGAUGAUCAUUUUGAGAUGAAUGUUUUGGAUCAGAAAUUGAGACAGUGUGUUCAUAUUUUGAAUACUUUUAUUUUCAAUUCAGAUAAUGAAAUGAAACUUUCUUCUGAGGAAUAAAAAUUAUAUUCG
Molecule: messenger RNA, 4722 nt
Organism: Naegleria gruberi
Lineage: Eukaryota; Heterolobosea; Eutetramitea; Acrasida; Naegleriidae
Exons: 2
Coding region: 1-4710 (1569 amino acids)
Biological process (GO): actin cortical patch localization
Cellular component (GO): plasma membrane
Source: RefSeq, a predicted model, not a curated record